Messenger RNA from Culex pipiens pallens (northern house mosquito), 1968 nucleotides. Its product is annotated as chondroadherin. The transcript is spliced from 3 exons. Gene Ontology annotation, molecular function: protein binding. The record is from RefSeq and is a predicted model, not a curated record. The coding region runs from base 295 to 1824 and encodes 509 amino acids. NCBI's taxonomy places the organism in Eukaryota, Metazoa, Arthropoda, Insecta, Diptera, Culicidae.
AGAUCAGUUCUCGUCUGGCGAUUCUUCGAUUAACAACGCAAGCAAAUGUCUUGAACCGCGUAAAGUUCGGGAUUGUUAUCGGAAUUUUUAAGCGAAUCUAUGAAAAGUUGUGCAGAACAAUUUUAAAGUGUACACGUGUGAAGUGCUAGUAGUGAGAUGCUGGUACGAGUUGUGUCGUUUUGUUCAAGCUGUUGAAGCAGUUAGUACCUGCAUUGAACCUAGAUUGUUCCGUUCGAAAAUGACCCUGAUGAUAAGACUGUUGUUUGAAGCUGCUUCCACCACAUCUGCUACGCGAUGACGCAAGUUGUGAAGGUCGUCCUGCUGCUCUUCCUCGCGAUUAGGCUGGGCCUCGCCCGCCGCGAUGGCGAAGAGUUCGAACCGGUCGAAGACAUCUGCGAGCGAUGCGUUUGCGUAGUCCGGAACUCUCCCGGAUUCUCGCUGCUGGAUUGCUCCACCAAGAAUCUGCGCCACAUGCUGGCGGAAUGGCCAGAACAGUUCGGUACCAAUCAAACCGGUCAGGAGAUCGUACUCUCUCUGUCCGGCAACAGCAUCAACUCGCUGCAGCAACUUCCGCCGACGGAGGCCGACCUGGUGUUCAGCUGUCGGCACUGCAACCUGACGGAGCUGGCCAGCGGGGCGUUUCUGGACACUCCGAACGUGAUCCGGUUGGAUUUGAGCUGGAACCGGCUGACGGCGGACGUGCUGCGGCCGGAUGUGUUCCGGGGGAAGUACGACGAUCGGGUGUACGAGUCGUUGGCGCUGGAUGAGCUGGAUCUGAGUUACAACUCGAUUGAAUUUCUCGACGCGACUUUGUUCGAGCAUUUGACGCAUUUGAGGAGAUUGUCGUUGGCGCGGAAUCCGCUGGGGGAGAUUACCGAGGACACGGCCGCGGCGCUUGGCUCGAUCGCGAAACUGGAACAUCUGGAUUUGUCGUACACCGGGUUGAGCGAGCUGCCCGGUGAGCUGUUCCAGAAGAUUGACAAUUUGCGUGAGCUGCUGCUGCAGGGAAAUGACUUUGCCGCCGUUCCGAGCGCUGUGGCGUUGCUGAAGCCUUCCCUCGUGGCGCUGUACAUAGGGGAGAAUCCGAUUCAAAUGUUGGACGAUGAGAGUUUCUUUGACCUCGACCACCUGACCCACCUCAACAUCAGCGGAAUGAACCUGCUGCACGAGGUCGCCGCCGGAUCGUUCUCCGGACUUCACUCGCUGGAGGUGCUCGUCGCCAGCAACAACCCUGCCCUCACCGAGUUCGACAUGAGUGACCUGGGCGGGCUGACCCGUUUGCGCGAGUUGGACAUCUCCCGCUGCGGGCUCCAACACCUCUAUCUCAACGAACCCAUCCCGGACGGGCACGAUGACCCCUCGGACAUUGCCCACUUCGACGUGUUCCCCAAGCUGCGAUCCGUCAAACUGGAAGGCAACCCAUGGCACUGCGACUGCGAACUCUUCGAAGCCCUCGAAUCCAUCAAGCACAUCCUGAACGACGAGUUCCAAGCUCCGCACAGUGCCUCGGAAGCACGCUGCGAGACUCCGUACGACCUGGCAGCACUCCCCCUCACCGACCUAGCCGGGAAAUCCCUCUGCUCGUCCCCACCAAAAAAGGUCCCAAAGAUCCCGAUCUACGAAGCGCCAGCCUUUCUCCGACCACGCUCACUCCUCAUCUCCAUCAUGUCCGUCGGAGUGGUACUCCUCAUCGGCUUCAUCAUCGGAUUCGCCAUCGUCUGCAUCAAGCGAAAGCUCAAACAAAGUGACUUUGGGUUUACCUCGCCCGUCCGGUACACCUCGGUGAGAAACAGUACGACCUCGACGAUUGUGCCACCGGCUUGAGGUAAAUAAGCGUGGUUAAGAUAAAAUGCCGAAUUUGUUUGUUCUAGUCUUCGCGUGUUUUUUUUUAUCGCGAUAAGUUAGGGGUUAUAAUAUUUGAGAUGAGAUAUAAAUAAAAACAUUCCUGUUUGUAAUUAUAAACGUGAA